Molecule: messenger RNA, 9865 nt
Organism: Micropterus salmoides (largemouth bass)
Lineage: Eukaryota; Metazoa; Chordata; Actinopteri; Centrarchiformes; Centrarchidae
Product: solute carrier family 45 member 4
Exons: 14
Coding region: 1-2664 (887 amino acids)
Biological process (GO): transmembrane transport
Cellular component (GO): membrane
Molecular function (GO): sucrose:proton symporter activity
Source: RefSeq, a predicted model, not a curated record
AUGCCCUGCGCCAUGCCUCCCCAGAACGCAGAGGCUGACGCUAUGCAGGUCGGUUCUGUGGUGGGUGGGGUUAAAGGCAAAAACUCCACGGCAUCAGGUUUGGAUGAGGAGAAAGGAGGAGCAGGAGGCGAGACGGAUGGAUCGGGAAACAGAGGAGGAGGAGGUCGAGGAGGGGAGGAGGAGGCGAGCGAGGGAUCGAUCGAAGGCAUCACCUUGAAGAGAUGGGUGAUGCAUGGGGCCGUGAUGUUCGGCCGGGAGUUCUGCUACGCCAUGGAGACGGCGCUGGUGACGCCUGUACUACUGCAGAUAGGUCUUCCAGAGCAGUACUACAGUCUGACAUGGUUCCUCAGUCCAGUCCUCGGCCUCAUGUUCACUCCUCUGAUCGGCUCGGCCAGCGACCGCUGCACUCUGCGAUGGGGCAGGAGGAGGCCGUUCAUCCUGGCUCUCUGUAUAGGAACACUGAUAGGAGUGGCGCUGUUUCUGAAUGGAUCGCUGAUAGGUCUGUCCAUGGGCGACGAGAAGGGGAAACAACCAAUAGGAAUUGUUCUUACUGUGCUGGGGGUGGUGGUCUUGGACUUUUGUGCAGAUGCAACAGAAGGACCAAUCAGAGCGUACCUGCUAGACGUGGCAGACACAGAGGAGCAAGACAUGGCUCUCAACAUCCACGCCGCAUCAGCAGGUCUUGGGGGUGCGGUCGGCUACGCUCUCGGAGGUUUAGACUGGACACACACCUUCCUUGGAGCAAUCUUCAAGUCCCAGGAGCAGAUCCUGUUCGUCUUCGCGGCCAUACUCUUCUCUGUCUCUGUGGUUUUACAUCUCUUCAGCAUCGAGGAGCAGCAGUACUCGCCCCAACAUGACAGGCUGGUCCAGGAGAGUCCAGAUCGCACCAACCUGCAACCGUCAGCCAAUGGCAGGAGUGGACUCGCCCCCAAACUGGAAUUGAUUGGAGAGAAUGAAACGAUGGACAGCUACGACCUGUAUGACCCCUAUGGAGAUGACCAGUCAGAGUGUGGGGAUAUGGACAUGGACUUCCUAGAGGUGGAGCUUGUGAGAAGUAAAAGUGACAGUGUUCUUGCCAUGGCAGACGCCACUCUCGACCACCUGGACCAUGAUGCCUUUUUCCUGUGCCACCUAGAGCCGUCCAUCUUUGCUGACCGCCUCUCACCCUAUCACAGCUCGCCUCCUACAACUGGUUCCUUUCUUAACCCCAAUCGCAGCACUCCGCCUCCCCGAUUCGGCAACAUCAGACGCAGCAGCAGUGCAGGAAGUCAGGACCUGCUCCGCCACCAAGCCAACCACCACCAAACACAAGCUCCCAACCCCAAGAUUUGCCGCCUCUCGGCUUUCUUACAGGAAAUGGAAAAUGACGACGGUCAGGAGGCAUUACUGAACAACCAACUCAAUGAGCAGCGGACACUGACCGGGCGGCUGUUAGCUGGUGUUACUAAUGCUGACGGAGUUAACACUAACAGGCUGAGCUCUAAAGGACAGGCACAUCGUGUUGGAAUGGUCAAAGCUGCCAGUACUGGAGCCCCCAUGCGGCAGUCACGUCACCGUCACAUCUUUUAUCGCCAGCCGUCCUGCACUUUCUCCUACUACGGUCGAGUGGGGAGCCACCGCUACCGCUACCGCCGGGCCAAUGCCGCUUUACUCAUCAAGCCGUCUCGCAGCAUGAACGACCUGUAUGAGGUGGAGGCCAGGCACAGGAGGAGGAGCAGACAGAGAACCAGACACCGCAGCGGAAACACGAACUCUUCCAGCGGAGAUACAGAGAGCGAAGAGGGAGAGGUCGAGACCACAGUGCGGCUACUGUGGCUCUCCAUGCUGAAGAUGCCUCCGGAGCUGCUGCGACUGUGCGCCUGCCACCUGCUCACCUGGUUCUCCAUCAUUGCUGAGGCUGUCUUCUUCACGGACUUCAUGGGACAAGUCAUCUUCCAUGGAGAUCCCACUGCUCCUGCUAACUCUACAUUGUUGGCUGAUUAUCAUAGAGGAGUUCAGAUGGGGUGUUGGGGACUGGUCAUAUAUGCCAUGACCGCUGCUACAUGCUCAGCUAUCCUUCAGAAGUACCUCGACAACUUUGACCUGAGCAUUAAGGUCAUCUACAUCCUGGGAACGCUUGGAUUUUCCAUAGGAACUGCUGUCAUGGCAGUCUUCCCUAAUGUGUAUGUUGCCAUGGUGAUGAUCAGCACCAUGGGCAUCAUCUCCAUGAGUAUUUCCUACUGUCCUUAUGCUCUGCUGGGACAGUAUCACGAAAUGAAAGAGUACAUCGAGCACAGUCCUGGUAACUCCCGGAGAGGUUUUGGCAUCGACUGUGCCAUCUUAUCCUGCCAGGUUUACAUCAGUCAGAUAUUGGUGGCCUCAGCUCUGGGUGCUGUAGUGGAAGCUGUUGGCAGUGUCCGUGUCAUUCCCAUGGUGGCCUCUGGGGGCUCCCUCCUCGGAUUCCUCACCGCCUGCUUCCUGGUCAUUUACCCGCCCCACAACCGGGACGUGGACUCAGCCAAAGCUUCGGAGAAACGGGCCUUGACAACGCUGGAAAAUCCCAACAGCAAUGAAGUGGCUGUUACCGUAGCAAUAGAGAAACCCAGCUUCUUGAAACUCAACAAGAAGGGCAAGGCCACUACCACCACCACUUCCUGUCACAUGGAGAAUGAGUCUGCCCUGUGAUUGGCUGGCUACGUCGACGGUUGACUUUGCUGUGGAAACAACUAAAUUCCCUUUUUUAAAUUAUUGCUGAUGGAUGUGCCGCUGACCUCAUGGCCUGCUGGAGUUUACAAAAAGACAUAAGGAAGACAGAGGAGGUCGGCUGGAGUUAUUUCGGUCCACUCUUGGUGUCUGUUUUUGCUUUGACAGGCCUUUUCCGUUUGAUUUGCUGAAGAAAACAACUCAGUCUGAUGUGGGACCAGUGUUACACCAGACCAAGUUACCUUACAAAAAAAAGCAUUCUGGUCCCAGUUCUGUUUCAGUCUUCACUGAAAUUCCUUCCACUUAGGCCUCACGGACAUUUGAGUGAUCCAUGUCGGUCGUCUCUAAGAAAUUAAUUUGUCAUGGUUUUAACGAGAGAUUUCCUCUGUCUCUCAGGGCCUCUAGGAGGUGCUACUGAACAGCUGCCUGGACAGGAAACUUCAGGGGACUUGCACACAUACAUACAAACUCUCACACGGACACACACACGUCUUCAUCUGGGGACAAAUGAAUACCUAAAUAAUGAACACUGUUGAUGAACAUUAGUCAUCAAAGCUGCAAUCAUUCAAGAAUGCUGAAAUUGUUCUUCCUCGCUGUGAAAUCGGCUUGAUCGAAUCUUUGCUUCGUGAUAAGGAAGCUGGACGAGUGUCUGUGUGUGUGUCUGCUGACCUGGCUGGUCUCCAGCAGAGGCAUCGUGUUCACCAAAAUAAAUCCAACAACACCCUCAACUUUGCGGGACUCAACAACGCUCUGCGACAGUAGCUUUAAGACUGUAGAGACUUUUUGGAAGUAGCAUUUCUGAAACUGAGAGCUCGAAGCCUGGUUCCUGGGGGAAAUUAUUGAUCUUGAAUCCCCAAAUUGAUUGCGAGUGUUUUUUUCCCCUGCCCUCCUCCACAUGGCAGGAGUGCUUAAGUCUUUAAUUUAGCCUUCACUCCAGGGCAAAGUUGAAAACAUAUUUAAGAGCAUGAGCAUAAAGUUGCCCGUAUAGUGAGAAUCAUAUAUCCAGAGUUAAAUUCCAGGAAAGAAAGAGGAUAGAAGCAAUAUGCAGGGCAUUAAAAUCCCAAAAGUUAUUUUCAUGAUUUUUUGAGGGCCCAGAAUGAUACUACUUCUUUGUUUUGAAUAAUCAGACUAGCCUACAUGCUGCAUGUUAGAGGAGCAGAGAAGAGACAAACCAAACAGCAGAAGAGAAGAGAGGAGAGAUGUAGAAUUGUUCUCUUUCUCUCUACUUUCGUGUUUAUUUUUUAUUUGUUGUUUUUUAGGAAAUUCUGUUAGCACAAUGUUUGUCACUAACUGCACAUUAGCUGAGCCAGUGUUGAAAGAGUGUUAAAUAGCAUACAGUUAGAAAAGCGUUGUUUGAAAUCCCUCUUUAAAACUUUGUGGGUGUCGGAUUCAUUCGUCUUAGGACACCAGCAGGACGGAGCUUCCUGACACUACUCUGUUCCGGUGGAUCCAGUAACGCAAUUGUCAGACACAACACAAGAAUAUUAGAAUGGAUCCUGGAUAUAUUCGAAGAAAAAAUGUAUAGUAAACAUUAUGUUUUGAGGAAGUAUAUAUUAUUUAAGAGAGACAAAAAUGAAUCACUCUGUUGUUGACAGGUUAAGGCUUGUUACUUGAGCCUCGUUAGAGGAUGUGUGCUCCUGUUUUCGGUAGCUUCCACUGCACUGGGCCUAAUAUAAUCAGUAGAGAGAGGCGGAUAAAAGUAUUUUAGAUGCUCGUUACAUCUGUGUGUUAUAUGCUGAAUGGAUGUUUAGAAGAGGAGAGAGGGAUGGGGAGCGAGAUUAAGGGAGGACUGGAGAAAUGUUUUCAAUUGAAAAAAAAAUGCCUAUACAUUUUGAGAAAUGUGCUUUGUUGCUACGAGUUAUAUGAGAAGAUUGAUUGGAAACGGCUGGCCUGGGCUGUUCAACGGUGAUAAAAUCCACCUGCCUCUACAGCUCACUAAUGAACACAUUGUAUCUCGUUUGUUCUGCACAAAGAAAGAGGUGCUCGUUGGUGGAUUUUGUAUCCAGUCUUUACACUAAGCUAACCUAAACACCCUGUGGCUCUAGCUUCAUAUUUAGCAUACAGACCUGCGAGUGAUAUUGAUCUGAGUCCCCAUAUGUCCAACCUUUCCUUUUAAAUGUUAAAACUUGAAUAAAGUUUUCAUUGUUAGAAAUUUAGAAAUGCAUGUCUUAACUUAAUCCAAAAGAAGACAAUGGAGGCAGAGUUCAAUAUUUUCUAGUGUCCCUGCUGAUCCCAAAAUCGAAUUGAGUUAAAUUAAAUUGCCAGUCUUGAAAACUACAACUUCAGAUAGUCAACUAGACAAAAUCUAACUUUGCCUCCUGAAAAACUACAAAAAAUCACAAGACAUGCCCCUGAUGCUCCAUUUUGCAUCCCUAACGCCAAUUUAACAAAAUGGCCACAUCUAUUUUCGUGAGGUCAAGCGGCAGCAGCAUGAUGGCGGAUGAGGAAGUAAAACUGUUAAGUUUAACUUUACUUUGACCCUGUUAAAAUUCAUGCACAGCAAUGAGACUUAUCGCAGAAGUAUUUUAUUAAAAACACUGAGAGGAAACAUGCAAGUUGUAUAAAUUAAAACUCGUGCUAAUACUGACUGGUGUUGAUUGAAGUGAUGAAGUUAAAUAAUCUUUGGAACGCUUCAAUAGCUGACCAUGCAGGACUUAUAAAACAAGCUUGUAGUUAGACAAAAUGAAAGAUUUAAGAUUUUAUUGUGUCGUUUAUUUUAUUACAAUAAUGACCUCUGUUAAUUAGCGUGUGUGUGUGUGUGUGUGGGGGGGGGGGGUGCAAACCGUUCUGGCUGUUUUUUCCCCCUGCGUCUGUGAGGGUAAAAGGCUGUGGAUUUGGGUCAGUUUUCCUUUCAGCUCAAUCAGCUCAAACAUUCAAAUUGAAAGGAAUCAAAAUGUAAAAUUGCAGUGAGUUCAUUUACUAAUGAAAGAAUGUUUUAUUUUAGUGUAUAUUAAAGCAUUUAGCAGAGAAGCUUAUUUUAAAUAUUUUUGGUUUUAGGGAGGAGAGUUCACUGAUGACGUGGUGGUUGUUUUUUUUUUUUCACUUUUUAACAAAAUAGAUUCUUUCCAUCAUUUCAGGUACAUUCAGUCAGUCCCAGAGCAGAAUUGAGAGAGAGUAUUUACUUUCCGGGUUGACCCUGCUCAGUCUGUGGCGCUGGAACAAAAAAAAAGCAGGGAUUGGACGGUUACAAAAGAUGAGAAGGCACAGAUGCCAGAGUUUUCAUUGGCUUCUGUAACCACUAGGGCAGUAAAAUAGUCUGGAUUUUAAAAAAUGGGCACACAACUUCAGUUUAAGGACAAACAUGAAGCUUAAAAAAAAAACCUUUGGGGUAGGGAGGUUUGCAUGCGACAACAGCAAUAUGCAUGUGUGGAACACCAAAGUAUAACUGUAUAAAUCACACAAGCUUUUUUCUUUAUUGUCCUAAUAGGUCAGGGAUGUAUUUUCUAAUGCAUGGCUGGAUGUGUAUGUCUUUUUGUUUGAUCUUAAAUGUGUAAAAAAACAACAACAAGUACUCUUUAAGCUGAAGCCUUGUGCUAAGUCUGGGUCAGUACCCUCUUAACAAGCAUGUGACUUUUUAAACAUUUUUUGCACAUUUAUGAGUAAAGUUUCAGACAGCACACAUCUCAUUGCUUUUCAACACAACGUACACAUGGAUAGAAGGUGUUGAAAUGAUAAAAGACACGAUGUGUGUCGUCCUGAGUGACACUCAUUGUUAAAAGUGUAGGCGAGAAACUCCAGGCCGUGAAUACUUGAAGUGCAACAUGAGUGUUUCUGUUCCAAUGCAGUGGGAAGUCUUUUGUUUGUUUGUUUAUUUGUUGUUGGUUUUUUUUGGUUCUUAAUGUCCCAAGCAUUUUUCCCGCAGACUCUGGAAUGUUCAGACAGCAGCUCGGCCUGCUGGGAAAUUGAGUUCUUACCUUUGAUUCCAUCUUGUGACUUAAAUGGUUUUUCAAGAAGUCAAUGAAUGUGAAGUGAUUUCAGCUGAAAAAAUUUUGUUUUGAUGUUCGACAAGCCAGUGGGGGAGAUUUGGGAGGGUAUCUGACAUUGCACAGAACUUGCACAUAAUAUAAAAAUUUAAACCGUAGAAGUGUGUUGCAAAAGGAAGAAAAAGAAAUAACUGUGGAUAUUUAUAUUCAUUUUAGCUUUCACAUCUAUAAAAGACACUUUUCGCUUAGUUUCCAAAAGAAUAGAUUAAAGCUAUUGUUGUUACAGGAGAUGUUACAGAAGCAAACUGGAGUGUGUGUGCGUGCACGCGCGCGUGCUUGUGUGUGUGUGUGAGCAGUCGUCUCAGCUGCUCACGUAAAGCAAAAAGCAAGGCUGUGUUAAAAACGUCAUCUCAGUGUUUUUUGUUCUUGUUCUCUGUUCUUUGCAAUCACCUGGUUUACACUUAACUCUGGAAUCCAUGGCUGCAAUACCAGAGGUUAUUCACGAGUCUUUAUUGUUCUGGUGUUUUAACUCAACUACAAAAUGUCUAUUAUUUUUUUUUUUAUCUGUUUGAAGUUUUAGGCAGAGCCACACACAAGAGUUUGGCCUUUGCACUUUUUCAGUGGCAGCCAUGUUGGCUCCACGGUCCUGAUCAUUGAAUGUGUCGAUGUGGUGAUGCUGUUUCAUGUUUCCAGCCAGCAGCUGUCAGUGGCAGCAGCGUGGCGGCCAUGCAGUUAGUCCAACCUGGCCAGACUCUGUGUGUGUGUGUGUGUGUGUGUGUGUGUCUCUGCCUCUAGUAAACUGUGUUAAUGAUGGAGGAGAAAAAUGCCUAUAUACUUUGAUCUUCAUAGAGAUUAAAUCAAGAAGAAUACUUAAAGAAUGGGAAAGCAGUGUACCAUAUAUAAUAUGCCUUGUUAUUUGGAAAAAAAAAAAGAUGUAAAUAUACAUACUUCUCUUUUAGUUUCUUCUUUUUUGCUGCUAUAAAAAAGAUGAUUAUUUUUGUUAGUAGUUUUGUUUUCUAUAUAAAGACUGUAUAUAUCUCUAUGUUCUGUAAAUAAGCUUGAGCCUUCAUAUGUAGGACUCCGGAUGAACACUGUAUGGAACGCACCUUUAAAAUCUAUUCAGAAGUCAACCAACAAUGACUCCUUUCAUUAUUUGAAAUCUUUCAAAAUUCAACAUAUAAGAAGAAUGAAAGGAAACGAAGAAGGGUGCACACACAAAACAAACUCUAGACCAAAUUUAAACUUCUUUGUAUUUAUUGAAACAUUUUCUGCUGGUGGAAGGGUGAUCACAGUAUGGUAUAAAAACUGAAAUUGCUCCUCAUACAUUAUUGUGUAGAAAAAAAGUCAUGGAAACAGAAAUAUCAGUUCUUGUUUAGUGCAGAGGGGGGUUGGCUAUCAAAUACCAGAUCAGACAAUAUUCGGAUCCUCAAUAGAUCUUUAUUGCUUUGGUCAUCAGCAUUACACAGAUAUGAAAAAAGGUGGUCUCUUGUCAGUUAUUACAGUAGCUUGAGAUAAUACACAUAUUCAUUGUAGCAGCAGGAAACACAUGAUUUCACUUAAGGUGUUAUUUGACCUUCAGAAUAUGAUCACAGCAUCUUCUUGUCUUAGGACUUACUGUUCUCACAUCUUUCAUCCGCCAGAUGUGCCUACUCCUUAAACGUCCCACAUAUCUUGUUAUAUGAAGAUAAUAAAACAUAAUCAAACACAUGAUUAUAACAGGCAUUUCCCUCAUAUCACACCACACACAAGACUGACUCCUUAAAUGUGCAAUAAAUAUACUACAUUUAUACUCUGAAACUUCAGAAUAAUUGCAAUGCAAGAAAAUUACAUUUAAAUACAUAAUUUUGUCCCAAAAAAAUUUAAUUUAAAGUUGACCUCAGACUAUUGGAGAAAUGUGUACCUACCUUUUUUAGAUAGAUGAACGAUAAUGUUUCAGAAAGCUGUAGAAUAUCUUCCGAAUAUCUGUCUGCAGAAGGUAGAUGAUUUAAUUGUAAGCGCUCCAGCACUCAGAUUUAUGUCAAUUUAGGAUGCAGAUGUUCAGACAGAUAAAAACUUUGUUGAGCCUGAAGAACUUACCGUCAGUGAAUAUUCAAGACUGGUCAUUUUCCCCAAUGAAACAGUAGCUUAUAACAAGCAAUGUCUUCAAAAAUUAACAUCUUACAUAACAAACACAUGUCAAUUGUAUGUCAAUUUCACGCUGAGGAAUAAUUCAUUUAAAUGACCUACACUCCUAUGAAAUAUCAGAACAGAUAAAACAACACCUUCGCUCUAGCCAGAGCAAGGAGAAAAGUUACAAACUCUGGCCAGUUUCGAUUCUCACAAGGUCGUCAUUAAAAUGAAAUGAAAUAAACAAUCUGCUGUGAGGUGCUCAGAACUGUUGCUUAUCAUGCUUAUCAUUUUGUAUAAACUCUUUCAUUUCAUAAAGAGAGUUUCAGUGUUGCAUCAAGUGACCACUGGUAAAGUAACCUGCUGCUCUGCAGUUUCAGAACUACUUCAACUUUUUUCCAGAGCAAAAUAACUUAACUCAGCAUCUUCAAGGGAGCUAACUGGUUUCCCAUGAUACCGCACAGUCAGACCACUGAGAGAGGAGAGGAAGAUCAGAAAACUUUGUUCCUGCAAAAUCACACACAGAAACCAGAGAAGGAACCUGAAACUGGUGUGUGCGUGUGUGUGUGUGUGUGUGUGUGUGUAUGUGCGUGUGUGUCUCAUCCAUACUCCUCAUGUGACCGCUUGACCUGAUGUAAAAACUUGCAGGGCCAGAUUAGAAAUGCAAUGACCUGCUGAACUCAGUUUAAUGACUCAUUCAAAUAUCUGUGACACUGCACAGCUGUUCUCUAACAUGUAAUCAAUAAAAACUAAAACAUUUUGAGUGUGAACCACAUUACCACACUGCUGAAGUCCCUGUAGAGUAAUAAGUAGUUUUAUGGAGUAGUAGACAAUAUCCAUUUAGCCUAUAUGUUUUCUAUGCCAUAAACAUAAAAACAGAUGGUAAGCCUCUCAGAUGGUAACGGGCACUACUACACAACCACAGUUUGCCUCAGUAUCACAUUUUAUUAUAUUUUAUAUGUAGAUAUUGUAUCUUUUCCCCCAUAUUUUACUUUUGUCUUGUCUUAAUUUCUCUUUUUGUCAUCUCUCAUUUACUUGUGUGAUUUUCUUUUGUAUAUUUCUAUAUGAGCAUUGUUGGAGGAGCCUGAGAACAAGACCUUCAUUGCCAACGAUUGCAAAUGUUGUAGAUAAAAGACAAAUAAAGAACUUAACUA